AUGCCGUACAGACCGGGCCCCGUGCCUCUGGGCGCACCGCCUGCAACUCCUGGCCGUUAUCGCGAUUUCUUGAAAGCAAACGGCCUUCUCGACACAAACGCACGCGCGUCUUCUCCUCCGCAGGCCUCUCUUUCUCUUCCUUCUCCCGCCAAACAGCCUCACUGCCCGACUGUCGCUUCCGCUCCGAGUUUCCUUCGUUCUCCCUCGGCCUCCGUCGCCGGUUGCUCUUCUUCUUUCGUCAGAGAAGAACCGCCGGCGAGAUGCGAGAGUGAUGCCUUCUCUGGCCUUCCGGAAGAUCCGCCUUCCUCAGGUGUGUAUACACCUGAAAAGAUGCGACGCUCUUCCCUUCCCUUCCCGGAAGAAGCGCUGAGAUCCGCUGACCCGGUGCUCCUCGAUUUCCUUCAACACCUCGAGCAGUUGUCUCCGGCGCAGAGACGCUUCUUGAUGAGCCCCUACCUGCCAGAACGCGAUCGCACUCCUGCCGCCGUGGGAAGUCCCUUCCAAGAAAGUGGAAAACUCGAAUUCUGGACGCGAGAAUGGACAGUUGAAUUCAUCCACUGGCUGCGCACGGCCCAGGCGCCUAAGGAAGGAAAUUUACUGUGCUUCCUCGGCUACCUUCUCAGUCGUCCUUCCUCUUCUUCCUCGUCUUCCUCUUCUUCCACGUCUUCCUCUUCUUCCACGUCUUCUUCCUCUUCUUCCUAUUCAUCUUCCUCCUGUUCCUCUCCUUCCUCUUCUGCCUCUUCUCCCGCCUCUCGUCUUCGAGUCAGUUUGUGUCACUUGCCGAUUUCUGCGAUGAGUUCGUCUUUGCCGUUGUCUUCCGAUCGAACGGAGGAUCAGGUCGGGAGAGACGCAGCGAGGACAGGAGACGCCCCUCAAGCGGCCGAGCGGAAAGAGUCUCUCUGGCGUCGUCUUCGCCGCCUGUGGUGGAAGUUGCGGGAGACGCCUGCGCGAGACACCGCACAACCCCACCUGCUCAGAGUUGUGAAACUCACAUUCCGCGACACAGAACUCGCGGUUACACAAACCGAGAAAAGCGGAGCUCUCUGUCGCCAUGCGGCGCGCCAGCUCACGGCGUCAGCAGGCCGACUGCGCGAUAAGAUCGCCCACCUCCGGAACCAGGUCGUCGCGGCGGCGCGCGGUGGAGACCGCAAAAGUGCGUCCCACCUUCUUCGCUUCCUCAAGCAAGUGGAACAACGCCGCGAUGAAGUUGACUUUCUUCUCUUGCAGGUCGAGAAUUCUCUCGGCUGCCAGGCUCGCAUCCGGUCGCUCAGCGUCGUCGCGGAAACCCUGGCCGAAAACGAUCAGGUUCUCGAAAGUCAUCGACAAAGCAGUGCCGCACUACUCGGUUUGUCUCCCGAGAGCCUCACGGCCACGAUCGCAGAAACGCGAGAGACGCAAGAGGCCGUUCAGCGCGUGGCGGAUACGUUCCAAGUCUUCAUCUCCCCGGGUGUAUCUCCAGCGGACGCCGAUGGAGCUUUGAAUGCAGAGUUGGAAGACCUCGAGAGACGCGUUCUUGAAGAGAAGACGGCGUCUCUUCUCUCUGCCUUGCCCGAGGUUCCUCAGGCGCUGUCUCCUCUCGCUUGCUCGCCGCUCCGCGUUGUCUCUCCCCGCCGCGCGUCUCCGUUCCUCCCGCGAGUUGCACUACUCGCAGGCCGCAAGACAAGCGCCGCGCGGCCGACAAGGAACCUUCCAGGGGGUCAAAAACGCACAAAUUUGUCGGUUUCUUCUCUUCGGCCUCCCUCUUCGAUCCAAACAAAGUACAGAAAGGGAAACAACCAUUCCACCUCUCGCCUCGCCAAACGCAGACAACCGCCGCUCCCCUCUUUCCCGUCUUCCGCGUUUAGACAUCCACAUGCUCUAAACACAGAGAGAACGCGCGAGUUUACCUUAGGCAGUCUCGGCUAG
Molecule: messenger RNA, 1905 nt
Organism: Neospora caninum
Lineage: Eukaryota; Apicomplexa; Conoidasida; Eucoccidiorida; Sarcocystidae
Exons: 11
Coding region: 1-1905 (634 amino acids)
Biological process (GO): vacuolar transport
Source: RefSeq, a predicted model, not a curated record